GGAGCUUUGAAUGAUUCCUAUAAAACGUCUGACACAAAAUACACUCCUCUCUCAAAAGUCAUUCUCUCUUCUCUCUUUCAUUCAUUCCUCAAUCAAUCCAUUCAUGCUCUGUUUCUUUCAUUGCAUGAUCAAUGUGUAUGUUUAACAACAAUGUAUAGUAACACUAUCAAGAAAAUGAAGAAGCAAGCUUACAUCUCAGUGCCAUCUCAAAUCAUUAAUUCUCUUUCCUCUUCUUCACUUCAAUCUCUUCUUACUUCACCUAAGAAGUCUUCAAAGAGUUCAAGAUUCAAUCUUUUCAAGAACCCAAGAUUUUAUUUUUCUUUCAUUUUUUUAUUUGGACUUGUUGAAAUCUUCAAGAUGUGGGGUAAUCUUGAUCCUUUGGUGCCUUUUGCAGCACACCCAUGUUCUAUUUCAUCUGGGGUUUUGAUUUCUCAUCAAGAAUCAUCAGUUUUAGGAGGGAAUUUUGUGUCUCAGCUUAGUGUUAGGCCAACAGUUGAAGAAAGUGAUCAAGAAAUGAGUGAGUUUUGGAAGAAAGGUGAUGGUUUGGGAUAUGGGUCAUGCUUGGAUUUUAGUAAAGAAUAUGAGAAAGAGAGUUCUGGGAUUUUGAAGAAUAGGAAGAGUUAUUUGGUUGUGGUUGUUGCUGGUGGGAUUAAUCAGCAGAGGAAUCAGAUUGUUGAUGCUGUUGUUAUUGCCAGGAUUCUUGGAGCUGCUUUGGUUGUUCCUAUUUUGCAAGUUAAUGUAAUCUGGGGAGAUGAAAGUGAAUUUUCUGAUAUCUUUGAUUUGCAACACUUCAAGAGUGUUCUUGCUGACCAUGUGAGAAUAGUUACAUCACUACCAUCAACUCAUUUGAUGUCCAGGCCUGUGGAGGAGAAGCACACUCCGUUGCAUGUUUCUCCUCAAUGGAUUCGUGCCCGUUAUCUCAAAAGAAUGAGAAGGGAAGGUGUUUUGCUAUUACGCGGUCUUGAUUCAAGGCUUUCGAAGGAUCUUCCUGGUGAUCUCCAGAAACUUAGGUGCAAGGUAGCAUUUCAUGCCCUUAAGUUUGCACCAUCAAUUCUGCAACUUGGUAACAAGCUCACGGAGAGAAUACGAAGCAAGGGACCAUACCUUGCUCUUCAUUUGCGCCUUGAGAAGGAUGUAUGGGUCAGAACAGGCUGCCUUCCUGGUCUCAGCCAUGCUUACGAUGAGAUAAUACGAGAGGAAAGAAAGCAACAUCCCAAGCUCUUAACCUCAAGAUCAACUAUGAGUUACCAUGAAAGGAAGCUUGCUGGUCUUUGCCCCUUAAAUGCCUUUGAUGUCACCAGAUUGCUCAAGGCCCUCGGGGCUCCAAAAACUGCUCAGAUUUUCUGGGCUGGAGGAACACCAUUCGGCGGAGAAAGUGCAUUACUACCAUUAACUAAAGAAUUUCCACAUCUGUACAAUAAGGAAGACCUUGCAUUGCCUGGAGAGCUUGAGCCAUUUGCCAAAAAAGCCUCCAUGAUGGCUGCCAUCGACUACAUUGUUUCUGAAAAUAGCGACGUUUUCAUGCCUUCUCACGGUGGCAAUAUGGGCCAUGCUAUCCAGGGAAGCAGGGCUUAUGCAGGGCACAAAAAAACCAUUAUACCAAAUAAGAGGCAAAUGGUUCCCUAUUUUCUAAAUUCUUCCAUACCUGAAGAAGACUUCAGGAGGAUCAUAGUGGACUUGCACCGCGAUUCCUUGGGACAGCCAAAGCUAAAAACGUCGAGCAAAGCAGGGAGAGAUGUUACAAAGUAUCCUAUUCCAGAGUGUAUGUGUAAAAAUUCAAAUAGGCAUUCAACAUUGUGAUGAUGACUAGGAAAAAUACCUCAAAAGUCGAAAUGUUUGUAAAGUUUCAGGAACAUUUGCUGCUACAAAUCCACCAUUUUGUAUAGUUUCCCAGGUGGAUUUACUUACACUUGUAAUAUCAUGGUUCUCGGAUUCACUUGUGUAUGAGAGCCGGUUCCAUGUAAUAGUUAGCCUAUACGAAUAUCAAGCAUACAGAAAUUCAAAUCACUUACAGUAGAAGAAAUAUUGAUUGUUUUUGUCUUC
Messenger RNA from Daucus carota subsp. sativus, 2043 nucleotides. Its product is annotated as O-fucosyltransferase 20. The transcript is spliced from 6 exons. Bases 151 to 1800 code for a protein of 549 amino acids. The record is from RefSeq and is a predicted model, not a curated record. Gene Ontology annotation, cellular component: cytoplasm. NCBI's taxonomy places the organism in Eukaryota, Viridiplantae, Streptophyta, Magnoliopsida, Apiales, Apiaceae.